GAAAACGCUUCUAACUCGUUGGCUGCAGUGGUGUACUUGUGCAAGUUGUGGGCCUGUAGCCACGAAAAGUUCUGUAUGCUUAAAUUUGGUGAAAGCACAGGCCAGUAACAGAUCAAAUCAUAAUGUUCAUUCCUUGAUGAGCUGUUUGGUGUGACCAGACAUUGGACAGAAAACAGAAAACCAGUGACAUAGGAGUAAAUUGUUGAUAUAAGAUCAAAGAUGAGCAAAAAGAAAAAGAAAUCCACUGUAAAGUCACCUGGGACAUGUACAGGGGAAGGCGAUACUGUUAAAAAACCUGAUGGCAGUAUUAAUCCAGUAGACCAGCUACAGCAGUUACUGUUGUCUCUCCCAACACAAGGCAUCCCCCAAGACAAGGUGGUACUUCCAAAUGCAUCAUUACCAGUGAAAGAAAAGAGCAAGAAAAUUGUUACCACAAAGACUUUUACCAAAGGAAUGAUGGACAUAUCUCUGUUGACAUCCAAUGCUACACAACUUCGCUCCGUUCUAAUGGAUCCAGAUCACACAUUCCGAGAACUACUCUUGUGGUUGUUGAUAUUGUCUAUAUGUUUACAAGUAACUUCUACACUAUUGCUCAUCCUUGCUGAUGCCUUCAAGUCAAAUGACACUGAAAAAGACAACUCCAACUCUAGACGACAUUUGACCUUUAGCUCUAUGGCACUUACCAUCCUAGUGACUGUUGCCAAUAUUUUGAUAUCUGCCUUUUAUAUGCCGGGAGACCACCGUUCUAGAGUAUCAUGAUAGUGGAGAUCUGAUGAGAUGCAAUGUUUUGUUUUCAAGAUCUAAAUCAUGUGAUGAAUUGAUGAGUUGGUUUUGUUAUAUACUGUAAAGUUGUAAACGUGGAAAUUUACGCGAGGGGGAAAUUUACGCUAAUUACACAGAGUCCUUUUGAUCGCAAAAUAUACCCCAUGCAUAUUAUUUUGAUAUCAAUUUGCCUAAUCUCGAACUACAAACCAAGGUGGAUCGAUCACGAAAAUUACCCCAACGUGUAUAGUUUACAUAUCAAAGUCGUGAAAUUAACCACUCACGAAAAUAACCACAGUAUAAAAAUGAAAUUUGUCUACAUUACCAUAUUUUGUAGAAAUGUCUAAAUGUGAUGAUAAUGUUGCUUUGCAUAUCUUCAAGGAGAAAACAAAUGAUAAACAAUUGUAUACAGAUAAAGCUCCUACACCA
This is a messenger RNA of Pecten maximus, 1191 nucleotides long. RefSeq lists its product as uncharacterized. Gene Ontology annotation, cellular component: membrane. Gene Ontology annotation, biological process: cell adhesion; tissue regeneration. The transcript has 4 exons. The record is from RefSeq and is a predicted model, not a curated record. The coding region runs from base 220 to 759 and encodes 179 amino acids. NCBI's taxonomy places the organism in Eukaryota, Metazoa, Mollusca, Bivalvia, Pectinida, Pectinidae.